AUGACAAUUCUCGACAAGUCGAGAAAGCGUUCGUCGAAACGCGCGGCGACCAACGACAACAAGCCGAAGAAGCCGAAAAAGGCGAAGAAACGAUGCCGAAAGACGAACCAUCGCGAGGAGGAGUAUCCCAUCAAUGCGCCGUCCCCAAUUGACAUCAAAAAUCGAAUUCUAAAGAACAACUUCCCAAUGUUCUAUGCGUACUCCUUUGUCGGAACUGCCAGAAUGCUGCCUACUAUGGAGUGUUGCCAUCAUUACAAUCAAUCGGUGCGCGCCGGGCUCAUUCUUCGCGACAUUGAGACGUUGGAAAAUGUCUGUGUGCCGCUAUGCGACAAAUGCGCAAAAGACGACAACGUGUUCGGUCGUCGCAAUGCGUUUAAUAGUUGCAUCACCGAUGCGGUGAGAGCGACAUUCCCGUUCAUCACGAAUGAUGCGGAAGUGAUAAUCCAUAAUAUUUGGAAUAAGGCGAUUGAGGUGGAGCUUCAUAUAAAGACAUUGCGCAAAAACAAAAUUCGCAUUCACAAGUGGGAUAUGGUGAAUGUGGGGCCUCCGAAACCCAUGCCAGCGAUUGUCAUUCCAGAUGAAAUUGCGCCGAUUAUAAGCCUCGAGUCGAUUCCCGUUGAAGAUCGAACAAUUGAUAAAUGCUUCAGUUUUGUGUCGCUCACCAAAUACUACAGUUUCUCGUACAUUUGCCAUGAUCAUAAGGAGACAAUCAUUGGCGGUCUCAUUCUCAAGGAUAAGCUGUCUAAUAAGAGCAAUGUCGUCAAUUUCUGCUCGAUGUGCCUCGAUCCCGGUGAGACGUCUGGAAUCAAUUGGCCGCCGGAGCUCGUCAACGCCGUCGCCAUUGCGUUUGAAUACGGGUCGGUUGAAGACUUGAAGACCUGGUGGGCCAAUCCGGCUCAAUACAAGGAGUACUACCUCGAGGCUCAAAAAAUGGAGGAAGCUUAA
This is a messenger RNA of Caenorhabditis bovis, 945 nucleotides long. Lineage: Eukaryota; Metazoa; Nematoda; Chromadorea; Rhabditida; Rhabditidae. The record is from the annotation of a GenBank genome assembly.